UUCCAGUGAAUUUGAAAGGUCAGAGAAAGGCGCACAAACGUCAGUGGAGCGUGUGGCCGGACUUUUGUUACUGUCCUCUGCCCUCGAAACAAGCAGAGAAGGGAGACAACGUGUGCUCUGAUUUUUAUGCACAAAGGGGGAUCGCGUGCUCGCCUCCGUGUGAUAAGGAGUGUAAAGAAGAACCUGUGUUGUCUGCGUUCCAGUUUUGGAAACCGUGGAGAGAACUUCACAGAAAUCACAACAGAUUGCCUUCCAAAGCGGAGAGUUCUGUGGGACUGCUGAAAAACCACAAAAUGAACAACACAAGUGACACUGAAGCCGAUCGUUUUGCUUAUUACUACAACAUUCUCAGACUGUAUCACGGCUCCUACAUCUGGGUCCUCGCAGCCUUUGGCGUCCCUGGCAACGUGGCCUGCAUCCUGACAGUUGCUACAAUGACCCUCACCACGGCCACCGUAUACGUGGUGCUGUUGGCGGCGGCAGACCUCGCAGCUCUGGUGCUCAAGGUAAUCUUUCACCAGAUUUACUAUCAUGAAGUGCCGGUAAAUACAUAUCUGUGUAAAGGGGAUGUGUUGGUUCAGGUAGUCAGCUGCUACGCCAACUGGACCCUCGUCCUCAUCUGUUUCGAGAGGUUCCUAGCCGUGUGCUAUCCAUUGAGAAGAAAUGCUUACUUCACUACGAGGAAAGCCAUUGUCAUUGCCGCGCUACUUGGUCUGACCCUGUGUUUGUGUUUGCUGUAUGGAUUUAUUAACAUAGACAAGAAAGGAAGUGGAGACUGUGACUACCCGGAGUUCGUCAAGACCUACUGGAGCUGGAUUGUAGCCUCCAUUUACUUUUUUCUGCCCUUCAUCCUCCUGUCUAUCUUUACCUGCCUCAUCAUCGUCAGUCUCAGGCAGCAGAGAAAGACGCGCGAGGCCAUCAGGGCGACAACCCAGUCCACAUCAGGGAGGACAGCUGAGGCACGAGUUGAACAGACCAUUUGUAUCAUGAUGGUGUGUGCUGCAAUCGUCUUUCUGAUACUCACCUUGCCGACCUGCAUCUAUCAUCUCAUUACACUAUCGGACACAAUAAAUGCAGAGACCAUAGAAAAGAUAUUUACGUGGAGUAUGUUUCAACAACUUGCCAUAAGUUUAUCAGAAGCCAAUCACGCUGUCAAUUUUUACAUUUAUUUUCUGUCUGCCAAGAGAUUCCGCUCUCGUUUCAAGGAGCUGAUGAAAAAAUGUUUUUCCGUUCAUCUAAGACGAGAUUCCGAAAGUAGCUGCGUAGGUUACACCUUGAAGACACAGAGCUCCGUGUUACCGGAGACUAGCAGGAGUGAAGCAAAGAUGUAACAAUUCAACACAGACCUAGCUUGGACCUCAGGCUGUUACAAGCGAAGUCACAACUAUAAUCUGUGUCGGUUAACACGCAAACAGGUGUCGGCACACCUAAACUCGAACUCCCUCUAAUCGAAUUUACCGUUAAAUAUUGGCAUAAAUGUUGUUGAAUCUGCUUUUAUCCCCAUAAAUAAUCUUUGCAUAUUUAAUUAACAUCUUACUUAAUGUCUGCUUUUUGUGUACAUGAAAAAAAUAUUUUACAAUCAUAAUCUGCCUGUGUGUAUAUGUCACUGUUCUGUUUUUACUUGAACAACAUUCUGUAAUGUAGAUAUAUUCUCGUACACUGGCCUACAAAAUAUGUUGUAUCUUUAUGUCGAGUUAUAUUUUAACCUCAUAUAUCAUUGUUAAUGAUAUUGUUUCCAGGAACACCUGCAUGAGACUUUAAUAAUGAUUUUAAGUACAUUUUCUACAUUUAAUUGCUUAACUGUCGUUGCUCUUACUUGACCAUGUUACUUUGCCUUACUGUGAUGUUUAAAACAUGUGUAAAUAUAGUGUUUAUUAAUGUUUAAUUUCCAUUAACAUAGAACAUUAAAUCAAUAAUGAUAAAUAUGUUGAUUCUGCCCUCUGGCUUUGCUUCAGGGUUGAGAUCAGUGUUUCUCUUGCUGUUUCCCCAUGUUAACCGUGAAGUGUGAAUAAAUACUGUGAUGAA
Molecule: messenger RNA, 2025 nt
Organism: Pomacea canaliculata
Lineage: Eukaryota; Metazoa; Mollusca; Gastropoda; Architaenioglossa; Ampullariidae
Product: adenosine receptor A2b-like
Exons: 4
Coding region: 294-1331 (345 amino acids)
Biological process (GO): G protein-coupled receptor signaling pathway
Cellular component (GO): plasma membrane
Molecular function (GO): G protein-coupled receptor activity
Source: RefSeq, a predicted model, not a curated record